Molecule: messenger RNA, 2661 nt
Organism: Tinamus guttatus (white-throated tinamou)
Lineage: Eukaryota; Metazoa; Chordata; Aves; Tinamiformes; Tinamidae
Source: RefSeq, a predicted model, not a curated record
AGACCCACCUGGAUAAAGCCUUGAACAACCUGGCCUGGCCUCACAGCUGAGCCUGGUUUGAGCAAAUGGUUUAAGUAGAGACCUCCUGAGGUCCCUUCCAGCCUGAAAUAGCUCAUCCUCUGAUUCCACGACUGUCUAUUCGACUUUAGGUUUUGUUUGAGAUUUGCUUCUGCUAUGUAAUUUGCAUGUCUAAAAUGUUACAUGCUCAGUCUGUCCAGAAAGCUAUCACACAUUCAGCUAGCACUUACUGUGCAUGUGUAUUGUGUGUCUGUGUGUGGUUUCUGUGUUCCGUUUUAAAAAUCUGGGCCUCUACCAAGCUCAUAUUUUAUAAAUAAUCAUGUUGCAAGUGUUAUUUGCAUCUCUGUGCUUAUUACUGUUUCCUUUUCCUGUGCUAAUUUCUCGCGUAAACUUGCCACACAACUGAUACGCUUUUUUGUUUCUACAGAGGGAGAAUAUAUCAAGAUGUUCAUGCGGGGUCGACCAAUCACAAUGUUCAUUCCUUCUGAUGUAGAAAACUAUGAUGAUAUCAGGACAGAACUGCCUCCUGAAAAGUUAAAACUGGAGUGGGUAUAUGGGUAUCGUGGGAGAGACUGUCGAGCCAAUGUUUACCUCCUUCCUACCGGAGAAAUAGUGUAUUUCAUAGCAUCAGUGGUGGUACUAUUUAACUAUGAUGAGAGAACUCAGCGACACUACUUGGGUCACACAGACUGCGUUAAAUGUCUUGCAGUUCAUCCAGACAAAAUUAAAAUUGCAACAGGACAGUUAGCUGGAGUGGAUAAAGAUGGAAGGCCUUUGCAGCCCCAUGUCAGGGUGUGGGACUCGGUGAGCCUGGCGACGCUGCAGGUCAUCGGCCUCAGGACUUUUGAGCGCGGCGUGGGCUGCUUGGAUUUUUCCAAAGCGGAUUCUGGUACUCAUCUGUGUGUGAUUGAUGACUCUAAUGAGCAUAUGCUCACGGUGUGGGAUUGGCAAAAGAAAUCAAAAGUAGCAGAAAUAAAGACUACAAAUGAAGUUGUACUUGCUGUAGAAUUCCACCCGACUGAUGCAAAUACCAUAAUAACAUGUGGCAAAUCUCAUAUAUUUUUUUGGACAUGGAGUGGCAAUUCAUUAGCAAGAAAACAAGGGAUAUUUGGGAAAUAUGAAAAACCCAAAUUUGUUCAAUGUUUGGCUUUUUUGGGAAAUGGUGAUGUGCUCACUGGAGACUCAGGUGGGAUAAUACUUAUAUGGGGCAAAACUACUGUAGAAUCUACUCCAGGAAAAGGACCUAAAGGAGUAUAUCAGAUAAGCAGACAAAUCAAAGCCCAUGAUGGCAGUGUGUUCACACUCUGUCAGUUGAGGAAUGGGAUGCUGCUAACUGGAGGUGGGAAAGACCGCAAGAUCAUCCUGUGGGAUCAUGAUCUGAAUCCCGAAAGGGAAAUUGAGGUUCCUGAUCAGUAUGGAACAAUCAGGGCAGUAGCAGAAGGAAAAGCAGAUCAGUUUUUAGUGGGUACUUCACGCAACUUUGUUUUGCGGGCAACGUUUAACGAUGGCUUCCUGGUAGAAGUACAGGGGCAUACAGAUGAGCUCUGGGGACUGGCAUCCCAUCCUUUCAAAGAUUUAUUUUUAACAUGUGCUAAAGAUAGGCAAGUUUGUUUGUGGAAUUCUGUGGACCACACACUGGAAUGGACCAGGCUGCUAGAUGAACCUGGGCACUGCGCUGACUUCCACCCAAGCGGGACAGUGGUAGCAAUCGGAACACACUCUGGAAGGUGGUUUGUUUUGGAUGCAGAAACGAGGGAUCUGGUUUCAAUACACACUGAUGGCAAUGAGCAGCUCUCAGUGAUGCGCUACUCAGUAGAUGGCACCUUGCUUGCCGUUGGAUCCCAUGACAACUUGAUUUACCUCUACGUAGUAACAGAAAAUGGAAGAAAAUAUAGCAGAUAUGGAAAAUGCAGUGGACAUUCCAGCUAUAUUACACACCUUGACUGGUCCCCAGACAACAAGUAUAUAAUGUCAAACUCAGGAGACUAUGAAAUAUUACACUGGGACAUUCCAAGUGGCUGUAAGCAAGUCAGGAAUCGUUCUGACUGUAAGGAUAUAGAUUGGACGACAUACACUUGUGUGCUAGGCUUUCAAGUGUUUGGAGUUUGGCCUGAAGGAUCAGAUGGGACAGACAUAAAUGCCCUUGUCAGAUCCCAUAAUCGAAAAGUGAUAGCAGUUGCUGAUGAUUUUUGUAAAGUCCAUCUCUUUCAGUAUCCCUGUUCCAAGCCAAAGGCCCCAAGUCACAAAUACAGCGCUCACAGUAGUCAUGUGACAAAUGUCAGCUUUACCUAUAAUGAUGGUCACUUGAUUUCAACUGGAGGGAAAGACAUGAGUAUUAUUCAAUGGAAACUUGUGGAGAAGGUAACUCUGCCACAAAAUGACAUUGUAGUAGAAACUAUGAAGAACCAUCCAACGAGACGAGUGAGGAGCACAGUGAAUCCACUCGGGUCCAGAGCCCUUAGUGGCUGGUUCUGUGCAUUCCUGGCGCUGGAGAGCACCGCGUCUGUGAGCAGCACACGGCGACGUGCGCAGAUGCUCUGCGGACGGGAGCGCGUCCUGGCUCGGGUUCAUGGCUGCUGGAGACGCCCCGGUCAGCGCACUGCACCGCUAACCAGCUACCAGCUUCCUCGUCUUGUGGUGUAG